This is a messenger RNA of Arachis ipaensis, 1594 nucleotides long. The record is from RefSeq and is a predicted model, not a curated record. Lineage: Eukaryota; Viridiplantae; Streptophyta; Magnoliopsida; Fabales; Fabaceae.
GGUUGCAGAACAUUCCUGGCUACAGAAUGCAAAGAAAGCUUCAAAUGUUCCGUUAGGAGAUAUUGUGAGGACAAGGCUUAAGCAGUUCUCCGUGAUGAAUAGAUUCAAAAAGAGAGCUCUUCGGACUCUGCAGAGUUGAAUCCAAAUGGUGUUACUAUUCUUUUGGUUUUGGUUAUGAUUUUUCUUUUUAAAGGGGAAUUAUAUGUUUAAUAUUGUAAUCUGUAUAAUAAUAUAUAUAUUUUUCAUAUCAAAUAAAGUGUAGAGUAUGGACUACUAUGUGUGCAACUGAUAAGAGUGUUCUGGGUCUUUCUUCCAAUGUCUUAUCCUCCUACUAUUAUUAUGACUUGGUCCCACUACCAGGAUCAAACAAUGAAUCUUGGUGCCAAGGGCUGGAUGGAUUGGCUUCAAGAUCUGCUGAAUACUACAAGCAAGGUGCUCGAUUUGCCAAGUGGCAGACAGUUGUUAGCAUUCCAUGUGGUCCUUCUGCAUUAGCUGUUAAGGAAGCAGCAUGGGGACUUGCACGAUAUGCUGCUAUCUCUCAGGAUAAUGGCCUUGUUCCAAUUGUAGAGCCGAAAAUUCUUCUAGAUGGUGAUCACCCGAUUGAGAGGACAUUAUAUAUAAAUGUCAUUAGCAAUCUCUGCUAUAUCUAUAGGGCAGCAAGGAAACAAGAGAGCAUGAGGCUUACUGCAGGAUCAUGCUUAGUGCGCUUAGUUCGGUUUAACCAUCCUAGCAUUCAGUUGGUUGCAGAGAAAUUGUCAUUCAAGGACCUUGCUUCAUCCCUUGUCAAGGGUAGUCCAAGAGAGCAGCAAGUUAGCCUGAAUCUCCUUAACAUGGCAAUGCUUGGAAGUCACAUGUUGACAAAUAUUGGAAGAUACCUCAUACCUCUUGCAGAGGACAAAAAUUUGAUUCCAAGUCUUUUGUCUCUUGUUGAGCAGGGUAGUGAAAUUCUAAAAGGAAAGGCACUUUUCUUUGUGGCUCUACUUUGUAAGCAUGGUAGGAGGUGGCUUCCACACUUCUUAGCAGUUCAUUGUUUAAACACAAAGUGGUUACAAUUCACGUCCUACGGCAGCUGGCCAAUCUAAUUAAACUCAUUGAGACACUGUUUCAGCUUGACAAUAUUUAUUGAGGACAACUGGUUCGGAGAUCACAAAAGUUCAGAAGAUUAUGCUGUAUGGUUCAACCAGACAAAAAGAAGUCGUCAAAAACUGUAGGCACAUAGUGAUAAUUUCUUGCUUAAGCUUAAGCUUGACAAUACGUACAGUGGAACAAAGCAAGCUGCACAUAGGUUGAAGAUUAUAUUUGGAUUAGCUGGUCUGAAAGCUGCUGAGCUUCAUGGAAAUCUUACUCAAGCCCAGUUCCUUGAAGCUGAAAACAUGAUUACUCAUAAGGAAGAGAUCUUUUCCCGCUCUAAAAGAACCUGGUUUGUAACAGAGACAGAAAAGAAGGUUGCUGCAAAAGCACCGAAGAAAAAUUUGCCGAGAAAGCGUAGAAAAUUGGAAGCGGCUAGAGAGAUGUUGGAAGAUGAAGGAGAUGAUGACAAACCUGAUUGUUAAUUAAAAAUUGGGAACUUUGCUUCAUUCUCUCUGCUGCAUUA